AGCUUUUCACGAUUUCAGUGCGGAUAAUUCAGUGUAUGGUUGGUGUAGUAUCAAAUCUAUUUACAUUAUUGAUUAUAACGCAGCUCCUGAAAAACAGAUUUUAAAUAAAUCACUAAUCUGUUUUGAUCAAAGCGACACUAACGUCUUAAACACAUUAAGAGAGCUGUCAUACAUUUAAGAGUAUCAAAAAUCAUAAAGGUAUUCAACUCGGGGAUGGGGAUGUUAAAAUGUACCGGAGUUCAUCAGAUAAAAAAAAAUUGCCAUUGGUAUAAAAACGUCUUCAGUAACCAAACCGACCAAUCGUAAAGUUGGUUUAAAGUCACGGGUGCAUUGCUCGUUGUGUUAGGUAGAUCGCGGUAUUGAAAGUUUAUAAGAUUUCUAGUGAAGUUUACUAUACAAAUCAUAUUGUCGUGAUAAUUAAUGUAAAUUGGAUAUUACAGUUGUGAUAAGGCUCGAAACGUAAAUGGAUUUGUAUGGUUUUACAAUAUGCUUGUUUAUAUCAUGUGAUAUUUCCGCCACUUACUGGACAAAAAUUGCUUCACGUCCCCUCUUUUUUCAUCAGAAUUUAACAUUAUAUAUGAUCGCAAACAGAUUAUAAAAAUUAUUUUUCUGGACAGAUUUGUGAAUUUUCCUCUUUUUGAUGAAAAUGUGGAUUUAGUAUUGAAUGGAUAUUAAUAAAAACAUUAAAUAGGACCAAAUUAUGACAGAUUGAAUAAAGGUUAACAGUUCAUCACCAUGGCGACUUCGAUCACUCUCAUCUUAACAACCUUGGCAUUGGUAUCCUUGACCUUCACUCAAGAGGCUCCUCCUUCUGUGACCUUUAAAGUUAUAGACGAACAAGAUACAGGCAUUAGAAUAGGAAGUCUUGCUAAUGUUACCUUGAAUGUUCCGGAAGCCGAAAGAGAUUCUUUACGAUUUAGUUUUUUAAUGAAUACGUAUGCUCAGUACUUUACCUUGAAUGGUGAAACUGGUGAACUGUUCACAAUGGUGAAAAUGGACAGGGAAUCCAUUUGUCAGACGUAUAGUGACUCAAAAUGUGAAUUGGAUUUUAAGGUGGCUGCUAAAACGGAUGGACAGUUCUAUCAAACAAUCAAUGUGAAAGUCGUUAUUGAGGAUAUAAAUGACAAUGCACCAAUGUUCACGGAUAAUCGUAUUGAAAUCAAAGUGUCGGAAGGAGCUCCUGUAGAUAGUAGGAUCCCUCUCCCAAGUGCCGAUGACCCAGACACUGGUGGAACCAAUGGUAUCCAAAGCUAUGACCUAGAAACACCAAGUGACACAUUUAGAUUAGUAAGUGAAAAAGUUCUUGAUGGAACAUUCAAGGUGGAACUUGUUGUGAAGACACUACUGGAUAGAGAGGUUACGCCAUCUUAUCAGGUCAGAAUUGUGGCUAAAGAUGGAGGGAACCCGCCAAAGUCCGGAGUUCUGAUUGUAGACAUUGUUGUUACUGAUAUAAAUGAUAAUAAACCUAUUUUUGAUCAUGCAGUAUAUAAUGUUUCUGUGGAAGAGGGGACACCAAGAGGGUCAACUGUUCUAACAGUCCAUGCUGAAGAUAAAGAUAUAGGUGAAAAUGGUGUUGUUACAUAUCAAAUGAAUGAAAGGUCAUCUGCGCAGGUUCUUAAAGACCUAACAAUAAAUGAGACAUCUGGUGAAAUAAAAGUGGCCAUCGAUAAGCUGGUUUUUCAAUCGGACUUCCAUUACAGCUUUAUUGUUGAAGCAUUGGAUGGUGGAGACAUUUCUCAGGUCUAUGUGUAUAUCUAUGUCACCGAUACCGGAAAUAAUCCUCCAAAAAUCACCCUCAGUCUACUCUCACCUGGGAAUAUUAGAUUUGUUAAUGUUUCGGAAAAUUCAAAAAUUGGAUAUUUUGUUGCCCACAUUACUGUUGAAGAUUCAGAUACGGGGGCUAAUGGACAAGUUAACUGCUCAGUUUCGAAUAGUUUCUUUGAUGUUGUGAAGCUCGAGGAAGAAGCCUAUAAAGUAGUUGUAUCAAAUACCUUAGAUCGUGAAGUGACUGACCUACAUAAUGUAACCGCUGUUUGUUCUGAUCGAGGAAAUCCACCUCUUAAUUCAUCCGUAAGUUUCCUUGUACGAGUAACAGACUUUAAUGACAAGCAUCCUGAAUUUCAAUAUAGAAAUUAUAAAGCUAAGAUUCCAGAAAAUACAAUGACCAACAAAGUUAUUCUUCAAGUUACUGCAACUGAUAAAGAUAUAGGUAUUAACAAAAGAAUUCACUACGAGGUUAGAAACCAGGAUAAAAUAAUGAUUGAUUCUGUAACAGGAGUUAUAACAGCCAAGCCAUUCUUUAAUCGUGAAGUUACACCAGUUGUAACAUUUGAAGUGUUAGCUAUAGACUCUGGAGAAAAGCCGCUGACUGGCACAGCGACAGUGACUUUGACCAUUGAAGAUAUGAAUGACAAUGCCCCAAAAUUCACCCAGUCAAGUUACACUUUUGAAAUACUGGAAAAUUUGAAUUCUGGUACAUCAGUAAAUGAAGUUGCAGCCACGGAUGCAGAUAUUGGUGCCAAUGGAAUGUUUACUUUUUCGCUUUCGUCCACUUUCAUUGACAGAAAAAUUCCUUUCCAUAUUUUUACUGAUGGCGUUAUUCAGUCAAAUCGGGCACUUGAUCGUGAAGUUCAAAGUAGAUAUGUUUUUAAUGUUACCGUAACUGAUCAAGGUAGUCCUGCCUUGGCAAGUACUGUUCCGGUAACAAUAAUUGUUAACGAUGUUAAUGAUAACAGACCAAACAUAACAUUCCCUACAAAAAGUAACAAAAAUAAAACUGCGACCCUCUACUACCCUACAGAAGACGUUGAAAUCGUAACACAUAUUCAAGCCCAUGAUAUUGAUGCUGGUGAAAAUGGUACGCUGAGAUUCAGUAUAACUAAGGGGAAUGAAUUAGGACUGUUUAAAAUUGAUGAAAAAUCGGGAAUAAUCACUGUUGCAGAUAACACAGUAGUUAUUGAAAAGGACAUAUCGAUAGCACUGUUGAUUGAAGUACGUGACAGGGGGGCCGUAAGUCUUUCCUCUACAGCUGAACUUAUAGUCAAUGUUAUCUACACUAACGCCACCUAUGAAGGAAUUACAAGUGAAAGUAGUAAAUUUGUCGUUAUUGUUGUUGUUGUGGUUAUAGUGACGAUUUUACUUUCGGCUGUCAUCAUCGGAGUUAUCUUUCUUCUUCGAACAAUGGAUCGUAAGAAAAAACUGUCUGAAAGUGCAAAUAUUAGAAAUGAUAAUAUGUACGCUAAUAAACAAACGGUGUACAUUAUGAAUAACACAGGAGAAUCUAGCACAGACUUUAUUAUGCCAGGUUCGGACAUUGGCAAGAAGAAGAAAGAAGUAAGCUUCUCACUUGAUGACCACGAUUCCAUGAGUAACUACCAACAUCUAGAUAUGCAAGUUAGCAAAGCCCCAAAUCCUAUACAGUAUUCACCAGAAAAGCCCCCUCGACUUGAGAAAAGUGACAGCACCCAGGAUCUUUAUGAUAAAGUGUCGACCCGACUAGAGAAUCUUAAAAUCCAACGAAUGCUCCAGAUUGCUAAACAACAACAACAAGCUGUGCAUGCAAAUCCUGACGAUAGUCGGAGCGAAACAUCGGGAGAAACUAGUAGCGGGGAUAGUGGCCGAGGAGCAAGUGAGGAGGAAGUCACAAGUGCAUCACCGUCACAUGAUGACCAGAAAAUAUUUGAUUAUGCUGUACCUGUGAAAAUAUCAAUGCCGUCUGCUCCUAGUAAACUAGUGCCAUCAAGGGCAGAUAACUACAGUGCUGUACCUCCUCCAAUUCCAUGUCGGACAUACAAACCAUAUGGAUCAUUUAACAAUAACCAAAGCUAUCUACAAAAUAACAGACAAUAUCAAAGUGCGCCCCUUCAUUUAAACAAUGACCUUUCUGUCCUUGACCCAAAUAUGUUGUCAUGGCAACAUACUCAGCCUCAUUCUAAUCAUCCAAUCAAAUCAAAUAGUGUAAUUGCUCAGAAUGACUUAGCAUAUUUCUUGGCGCGUGACGCCCACUAUCGUAAACAUUCGCAAGAGGAUGAUGAUUGCUCAACUACGACGUCAGGGAGUUACACAUUGCAUUCCAUAGAGGAUCUUUUGUGAUUUUGAGGGUUGAAUACCUUGACAAUUUGUUCAAUUUUGUGUGACAAAGCUCAAUUCUUAUUCUUCAAAUCAGUGAACUAUAUUUGCCAUAUCUGUGAUAGGAACUGCCAUUACAUAAUUUAUGAGAGAUCUCAAAUAUAAUAUAAAUAUAGAAUGACUAUAUUAUAUAUAUGACAAUAGUGAAAUACAGAUUGUAGAGAUAUUGAGGGGCAAUUCUAUGUCUGAUCCGGUUAAUGGCCUAGAAAUGCUGGAGUUGAUGACUUAUAAUGCUGGUAGAACAUUGACCAGUAAGAAGUUCAGAAACUGCAAACUUUCACCACUUAAGGCCUCACUGGGUUCAGAAAUGGUUUGAAGGAUCACAAAAAGUUACACAACAGGCCCAACCUUGUAGUGGUCAAGAGUUAGUACAACUUCCAAGUGAACAUAUAUUUUUAAUAUGGAUGGAAUGAUAAGAAGUGAACAAUAAAAACUAGCAUUAUUUUAUUCCAUGACAUUUCAAGGAUGAUAAUUGUGGUUUUGCAACAUCAUGAUUCGCAACAUAAACUUUUGAGAUGUAAUUUCUUGCUCGUUAAUUCUCUUAUAAAUUAUGUUGUUGUUUUUUUAAAGAAGUAAAAAAGAUUGUUCAACAUUUUGUGAAUGCACAAAAAAGAUUCUGGUGUGUACAUCUAUACAAAGAUGUAACAGUAAGCUGGAAGCAUGGAAGAAAUUGCAGAUUCACUUGUUUUAAUGAAUGAUGAAAAUGGCAAAGUCACUUUUUGUCUGUAACAUGAGGGUGCUAUAAAUUUGACGAGAGACACAAACUAUGUUGUUUUAUGUUUCUUUUGUUGUUUUUUUCUUACAUUUUCAAUUUUUGUUAUACGUACAUUGUAUAUUAUUGUGUUGUAAAAUUUCUACGCAUAAAAAUUAUCUAUUUUUGUUGCUCUGUAUAAAAAAGACGGGUCCAUAUUUCUUUAUUGUGUUCAUAUAAUAAAUGCCUAUGAAUUAUGUUUGAUUAAAACUAUAUCAUUUUCAGUAUGAAAAAUCAUUACAUUUUUCAGCUGAAAAAAAUCUGCAUUAUUUCUUUUUAAAAAUAAUCAAUUUGUAUUGUAUUAAGGCUGUUGUUUUUUAAUUGAUUUUAAUGAAACAUUUACCACUUUCAUUAAAAAAAAUUUACCAUUUUCUAAAAGAAAACACUUUUCAUGUGUAAUUCACAAUAAUGAAAUACUGGUAGGUAAAAAUCUGGGGGUUUUAAACCAAAAAAUAAUAUUAAAAUAACCCACAGAUAAUAUUUUUUUAAAUGAAAUCUCAUGGAAAAUAAAGGAAACAAUGUUUUAUAUUUUAGUUUCUUUGAUAAGAAAAAUUUUCAAAUAAAAUGCAAUUUUUUGAAGAUAACUUAUCAUUUUAAAAUGCAAUAUGAAAAAUAAUCUUAUCGUUCAACAACCACUUGAUUGUUUUGGAAAGCCAGUAGUUUGACUACUAUAUCUUAAGUCAAUAAAGUUAUGUUUGAUUUUAAAUACAUGAUGUAAUGUAAAAGGAUGAGUUUUACUGAAUUUUAAGAAAAGAUAAAAUAAUUUAAAUAAAUGAUGCAUUCGAAUUUUCUAUGAAAGCUUUUUGUGUGAAAAUUUAUGAUUUUAAACAUAAAUGGUUGUGAAAAUGACAAGAUGCAUCAACCAUGCAUUUUGAUUAAUGAUUUUUGUAAGAAUUAAAUUAUAUUUCUCGAAAAGGCGUAAUAUUCAUUUUGAAAUAGAAUGUUUGAAGAAAAUUUACAUGCUUUUCUCUUCCUGUGAAAGAUGAUUGUACGUAAUUAUUUCUCGGGGAUUUUUUGUUUGCAAAAAAAAUUAAAGAAGAAAAUAAAAUGAAUUGAAUAAAUUUUGAUACACUCAGAAAAGUAUCAGUACUUGAGUAUGUCAGGUUUAUCUUAGUAGUCCAUGUGGAGGGAAUCAUUCAAGUUUUUGUUAUCUUUUUUUUUGAUAAUGUUUCCUUCUUUACGAUACUUGUCUGCCUUUUAACUAUGGUUUUAACUUUGUAAUACAUUGAUUAUAAAGUUUUUAAAUGGAUUUUAUUAUAAUAAUUGACUGAAAAGAAAACACCAAAAAAAAAACUGAUUAUUUAUUUAUAAAAUUGUUUUUACUUUUUGUGGGAUCACCGGUCCUAAACCAUUUUAAAAUCUGCAGUAAAUGUAUUAUAAGUAAGAAAAGAAUAUAUAUUUAUUAUAUAGUAUACAGAUGACACAAAUAACACCAUGACGCAAAACCAAAUACAUUGUAUGAUUACUGAUUAUAAAAUGUUAUAGCUAUGUACAAAUUGAUGUCAUAAGUUUUUAUUUGUUACCAUACCAAAGUAUUAGUUUUGUACAAAGUAAAUGUUGAAACUAAUAAAAUUACCAAAAAAUAUGAAAUGAUA
This is a messenger RNA of Ruditapes philippinarum (Manila clam), 6474 nucleotides long. RefSeq names its product protocadherin gamma-B5-like. Gene Ontology annotation, cellular component: plasma membrane. The record is from RefSeq and is a predicted model, not a curated record. Gene Ontology annotation, biological process: homophilic cell-cell adhesion. Gene Ontology annotation, molecular function: calcium ion binding. Lineage: Eukaryota; Metazoa; Mollusca; Bivalvia; Venerida; Veneridae.